Messenger RNA from Penicillium subrubescens, 1250 nucleotides. Its product is annotated as Zn(II)2Cys6 transcription factor domain-containing protein. The coding region runs from base 3 to 1250 and encodes 415 amino acids. Gene Ontology annotation, biological process: regulation of DNA-templated transcription. Gene Ontology annotation, molecular function: zinc ion binding; DNA-binding transcription factor activity, RNA polymerase II-specific. The transcript has 2 exons. The record is from RefSeq and is a predicted model, not a curated record. Lineage: Eukaryota; Fungi; Ascomycota; Eurotiomycetes; Eurotiales; Aspergillaceae.
CGAUGAUGAAAAACAGAAAGCAGCCUCAGCCGCGCAAAAAAGCUUGCCAGGGUUGUACGACCGCCAAGGUUCGGUGCGACCUUGAGAAGCCGAGCUGCUCGCGGUGCCGGGCACGUGGUAAGCAAUGUCGGUAUUGUUGGGGCUCGGUCUGCUCGGAUGGUCUGGGUCUAGGUGACCCCGCGACGUUGGGUAACAGAAGCCCCCUUGAUGAGAGCCUCAGCUUUCAGCCAAUCCUUACGGGGGAUUCUACGGCCUUUGCCACUGCAGAAUUCCUAAGCCCCAUCUCUGGUCAGGCAUCCGAGAUACUACCCAUUGGUCCUGAGCCUGAAGCAACGCCCACAGUGGACACUGGCUUGGACUUUGACAAUAUUGAUCUUGUGCCAAUGACAGACGCAGAAGAGAUCCGAGAUCGCUGGUUGCGCACUUACCUAUUUUCUGCCACGGGAGAGGUGCCUAAGCUGUUUAGCCUCUUCACUGUCCAAUUUGUUACCUGUGUGCUUCGUUCAUAUCCCGGCCGUCUCAUUGAGAAUCAUGGCCUUCCACCGUUUAUUCAUCCACUGCAACUCAGCAAUAAACCGAUGCCUGGAACGAUGGCCAAUUGUAUUUCUCUGGUGCGCAUGUGGAUGAACAGAGUCGCCGGAAGCGAGGGGAUGAUAUUAAGUACCGUCAAACAGGAGAUGGAGACAAUAUCUCGUGGGGAUGCGAUAGGUGAUCUCGAAAUUGUAUGCGCUUUCCAGGCAUAUCUCAUCUAUUUAAUCACAGCCUACUUCUUCCCGAUCGGUAAUACGUCUCUAGUCGAUGACUCGAGUUUGAUAACCAUACAAAACUUGGCAUUUCGCACCGCAAAGGCAGGUUUUACCUGCAAAGCGGAGUUGUCACACAUGGCCCCGACUUGGGAAUCUUGGAUUAUUGCCUCGUCCAAGCGACGUACUUUACUCACGAUGUAUCUCUUCACAAAUGUGUACAAUUUCGACAAGGGUAUCCCGAAUUUUUUAUCCAAAGAAUUGGGCAAUACACUCGCUCCAGAGAGCAAGGUAUUGUGGGAGGCAUCUGACCGGCUUUCUUGGACAAAGGAGUACAAUCGCUACCUCUCAAAGUGGGAAGAUGGACUGCUGCAGAUUUCGGAGCUAUGGCAGUCGCCGGAGACGGGCUCGGAGGCAAAAAGAAAGCGCAUUGAGCGAUGGUUGCAAGCAACAGAUGAGUUUGGAAUGAUGCUCUUCGCGGUUUGUGCACAUAUCCAUGGUUGUUAA